This is a messenger RNA of Gossypium raimondii (Peruvian cotton), 2822 nucleotides long. Its product is annotated as homeobox-leucine zipper protein HDG5. Lineage: Eukaryota; Viridiplantae; Streptophyta; Magnoliopsida; Malvales; Malvaceae. Gene Ontology annotation, biological process: regulation of DNA-templated transcription. Gene Ontology annotation, molecular function: lipid binding; DNA-binding transcription factor activity, RNA polymerase II-specific; DNA binding. The record is from RefSeq and is a predicted model, not a curated record. The transcript has 11 exons. Bases 199 to 2493 code for a protein of 764 amino acids.
AUUUUGGAAAAGAUCACAUCAUUUACCUUAUUUAGCACUUAAUUUUAGACUAUAUAAUUUGCUCUUUUCUUAUAUGUUACUGUCUUCUUCCCAAUAAUUCUUUGUUUAUAUAUGUAUAUGGAGAGAUACAUAUUUGCUUAUAUUUAAUGUGUUUCAAGUGAAGCAAAGACUGUGAGAGCAACAAAAAGAGGGAGAAAAAUGUAUGGAGAUUGUGAAGCUAUUUCAUCAAUGGGAGGGAACAUGGUGGUGUCUUCAGAAACUUUAUUUACAUCAACAUUUCAAAACCCUAAUUUCACUUACUUGCCUUUGGAGCCUUUACCUCCUAUGAUCACUAAAGAAGAAAAUGGGUCAUUGUUGAGAGGAAAAGAGGAGAUGAAAAGUGGUUCCGAAAGUGAACUACAAGAAACCACUGAGCAGCCAUUGAAGAAAAAACGUUACCAUCGACACACUGCUCAUCAGAUCCAAGAACUGGAAGCUGUUUUUAAGGACUGUCCUCAUCCAGAUGACAAACAAAGGAUGAAACUGAGUCAAGAACUUGGCCUGAAACCACGACAAGUCAAGUUCUGGUUUCAAAACCGGCGUACUCAGAUGAAGGCUCAACAAGAUAGAUCGGAGAAUGUGAUACUUAGAGCUGAGAAUGAUUCUUUGAAGAGUGAGUUUUACAGGCUACAAGCUGAACUCAGUAAACUCGUUUGUCCAAAUUGUGGUGGUCCACCAGUGCCUGGUGGGGUUUCUUUCGAUGAACUUCGUAUUGAGAAUGCUCGGCUUGGUGAAGAGUUGGAACGUGUGUGCGCCAUAGCUUCACGCUACAUCGGUCGGCCAAUUCAAACAAUGGGUGAAUUGAUGCCACCUUCAUUGGAAUUGGACAUGAACAUAUAUCCAAGACAAUUCCUUGAACCUAUGCCUCCUCCUAUCUUGUCCGAAACACCCUCUUAUCUCGACAAUAACAACCUCAUCUUAAUGGAAGAGGAGAAAACUAUUGCAAUGGAACUCGCUAUGUCCGCCACGGAUGAACUCGUGAAGAUGUGUCGAACAAACGAACCCCUUUGGGUUCGUAACAACGAAACUGGGAAGGAAGUGCUUAACCUCGACGAACAUUCCCGAAUGUUCCACUGGCCACUAAAUCUGAAGCAACGCUCAAGUGAAUUCAGGACCGAAGCUAGCCGUGAUAGUUCAGUGGUUAUAAUGAAUAGCAUCACUUUGGUAGAUGCAUUUGUGGAUGCCCACAAAUGGAUGGAGCUGUUUCCUUCGAUAGUAGCUAGAGCCAAAUGUGUUCAAGUUAUAUCACAAGGUGUUUCGGGAACCAACGGUUGCCUUCAAUUGAUGUAUGCUGAAUUGCAUAUGCUGUCACCAUUGGUGCCCACGCGAGAGGCAUAUUUCCUACGAUAUUGCCAACAACAAAAUGUGGAAGAUGAAACGUAUUGGGCAAUCGUUGAUUUCCCACUCGAUGGCUUUCAUAACAGUUUGCAGACAUCAUUUCCCUUAUACAAAAGAAGGCCUUCUGGUUGUUUGAUUCUAGACAUGCCUAAUGGCUACUCAAGGGUAACGUGGGUAGAACAUGCAGAGAUAGAAGAGAAACCAAUCCAUCAAAUAUUCAGCCACUUCGUACACAGUGGGAUGGCAUUUGGAGCAAAUCGUUGGUUAGCUGUUUUAGAGAGACAAUGCGAAAGGGUUGCUAGUCUCAUGGCCACUAAUAUCCCCGAUAUUGGAGUGAUACCAUCACCAGAAGCAAGGAAAAAUCUAAUGAGACUGUCCCAAAGGAUGAUAAGAACAUUCUGUGUGAACAUCAGCAGUUGCAGUGGUCAGGUUUGGACAGCUGUUCCUGAUUCCACGGAUGAUACUGUUAGAAUCACCACAAGGAAAGUGAGUGAAGCAGGUCAACCCAAUGGUCUCAUUCUUUGUGCUGUGUCCACCACUUGGCUGCCUUAUCCUCACCACGAUGUCUUCGAUCUUUUGAGGGAUGAACGCCGCCGAGCUCAGCUGGAGGUGCUAUCAAAUGGGAAUGCCUUACAUGAAGUGGCUCAUAUUGCUAAUGGUUCCCAUCCUGGAAAUUGCAUUUCACUCCUUAGAAUCAACGUUUCCAGCAACUCAUCACAACACGUAGACCUAAUGCUACAAGAGAGCUGCACCAACAAAUCCGGCAGCCUCGUCGUGUACUCAACCGUAGACGUCGAUUCCGUUCAGCUGGCGAUGAGCGGCGAGGACCCGUCGUGUAUCCCAUUGCUUCCGUUAGGCUUUUUUAUAACCCCAAUGGAACUGGUGAAUGAUGGUGGGUGUAAGGACGAAGCAAAUGGGCAUAAUAUUACAGCAGGGAGUUUACUCACCGUUGGACUUCAAGUUCUAGCCAGCACAAUACCAUCGGCAAAGAUCAAUCUGUCGAGCAUUGCAGCCAUUAACAAUCAUUUAUGCACCACCGUUCAACAAAUCAGUAGUGCUUUGAGUAGCAAUUGCAUCGGGUCUUGCAAUGAAGGUGACAAUGGUAAAGAAAAAUAGGGUGUUGGUGAUUCGUGAAUUACCCAUAACAUCCUUAAUUUUGUUAACUAAUUGAGGAAGUUAUUGGUAAUUGUACUGAAAAUCGUGCACUGGGAUUUGUAGUAAUUUUAAUGUGGUAAAUAAAGAGUGUAAUGAUGAUGGAGGGUUAAAUUUGAAAACUUGGGGGGGUAUAGGUGAAGUCAAGAGCGCACCAAUUGUGACCCUUUGCUUUUAAUGGUAAAGGCCACCAAUUAGCAAGGGUGGGUGGUUCGGGUAUUGACUUCAGCUUUCUUGCCCUUUUUUUGUUAAUUUUUAUAUAUAGUUAUAAUAAACCUAAGUAUUUGACUUAA